UCCGGACGGUGCCUGUGUUAGCCGUGCAGCAGCAGUGCUCUUGAACAGACCUUUCAUUUCCACUCGCGGGUAAAUCUUCCUCUCGUUUAAGGCUGCUUCUCACUUCUGUGUUUCAGUUCACUGAUACACUUUCCAUUUGCCAUUCACAGUCGCACUGCUCCUCACUUUCUGUGAGGUUUUGCGGUGCAUCUGCGCUCAACUCCUCCAAAGUGCAGCUAAAACAGCAGCAGCAGGGACUACAUACAGCACACGGGGGGAAAAAGUCGCGCGGAAUGGAAGAAGAGGGUGAUUGUAAGUCAUCUGUUGUGACUAGUUUGGAUAGGUUGGAAAAGAAGACAGACGUUGAGUGUAAAAUAAAAUGGACCCAAGAGGAGGAUGAAAACCUCAAAAUCCUCGUUACUAACUUUGGAAAAAAGGACUGGAAAACCAUUGCUAGUUUUUUGCCAGGUCGAACAGAACUGCAGUGUAUUCUUCGCUGGAAGAAGCAUCUGGAUCCCGAAUCAUUGAAGGAACCGUGGUCCAAAGAUGAGGAUCAAAAGAUAGUAGAGCUGGUUCAUAGGUACGGCACUAAAAACUGGGCAGCCGUUGCCAAGCAACUAAACGGCAGGUUGGGGAAACAGUGUCGUGAUCGCUGGAUCAACCACCUCGACCCGGUAGUUUCCAAGGGUGCCUGGACCGAGGAAGAAGACCUCAUCAUCUACAAAGCCCACUGUGUUCUGGGUGACCGGUGGGCUGAGAUUUCCAAGCUGCUCCCUGGACGAUCUGAAAACUCGAUCAAGAAUCGCUGGAACGCCACCAUCAAACGUAAAGUAGAGAUGGGCUUUCUCAAAGGAAUCGCUGAAACCAUUUCCAUUGACAUUCAGGAGUUUUUGGACGGAGAGGUGGACUUCAAAUGCGACGUUGUCAUAGAUGCUGAUCCAGUGACGCCUGAACUCGUGAUCAAAGCGGGGACAGAGAACAUAGAUGCUCCGAAGCAGCAGAAGGAGCCUGAGAAAGCCAAACCUAAGGCAGCAGCUCAGACUCAACCCACUUCGGCGUCACGACGAGACGUGUCCUCCCCCAGUCCGUCUCUGCCCCGCAGCUCCAGCUCCAGCCCCUGCUCUGUUGUCGCACCCUCAGCCACACACGUGGACCAGAAAAGGUUUGGCGAGGCAGCUCUGAGGAUGAUCGCUGAGGACAUGCUGCCACUCAGCUUUGUUGAAGGGGCAGGCUUCAGGUCAUUCAUGGGUACCGUCUGCCCAGAAUACAGCAAGCUGACCCAGCGCAUCAUCGGCGUUCAGCUCUAUGAGGCUGUGGAAAGAACGAUCAAGCCUCAGCUCAUCCGCGACCUCAAGCUCUCCCUGGCCAAAGCCAAGAAUGGUGAAAGCGCCAUUCACGUCACCUGUGACCUGUGGGCAGGGGAUCAGUCCGGACAAGUGGACGAUCCUGUCCUCGUCGUCCAGCUCCACUUUGUCAGCGAGUCCUGGCAGAUCCGCCGUCCUGUCGUCGCCUUCCGCCACCUCAACCACAAAAACCUCAGCGCCGCUGUGGCCGGGGAGCUCGAGGGCGUCCUGCUGAGCUACGGCAUAUUCCCUCGCCACAUCGGCUACGUGGUGGCCAACCAGGCCAAAGAAGUCCUAGCCGGGAACAACUUGUUCUGCGACUACAGGAUAGUGUGCUCGUCCAACAGGGGAGAGCCAGACGGAGACGACAUCCUGGCCUUUCUGUCAGACCAGAUGUCGGCGCCGGCGUCGCCGUUUUCAGAGCUGCAGAUCGGGACGAGGAGCACGUGUGUCGCCAGGACUUUACAGACUGUGAUCAGGGACGCCCUGAAAAACUCCCGGGUGGUGGAGAACCUGCUGUCACAGAUCCACAACGUGGUCUCCUUCUUCAGGGGCAGUGCCUACUGGAGCGAGCUUUUAAUGAAGGAGGGCAACGUGUCGCUGUGCCCCUCCUCCACUAACUGUCGCUGGAACUCCAUGAUGCUGUCCCUACGGCGGAUGGUCCAUGAGACCACCUGGAGCAUCGUCAUGACUCUCCUGGCCCAGGCCCGCAUAGAGGCCACAGACGCAGCCAGCGCCCCCCCGCUCAUCAUGGUGAAGAGGGAGCAAGUGGUUGAUAUUCUGGGUCUCCUUGAGCCCUUUGAGGAAGCUUUGCAGGUGCUGCAAGGAAACGGAGUGACCUUCUCUUUCAUCAUCCCCUCCCUCAUCGGCCUCGAUAAGACGUUGGAGAGCCGAGUGACCAACUACACCCACUUCUGCAAGGCCCUGCGGACCGGCCUCUAUACGCAUUUCCAGUCUCUGAUUCACCAGAGGGAGAUUAUACUUGCCACUGUGCUGGACCCCAGGAUGAAACUGCAGCCAUUUUCUGACGCCUCCCCUUACGGCCAAACAGAGUUCCUAACGCCUCCUUCAAAGUCAGAGGCUCACAGAAUCUUAGCAUCGUUGUUAGAGAGCAAGAGCCCGUCAGCGGCCGUCUCCGUGAAGGAAACCAAGGAGCAGACAAGCGAUCAGCCGACUGAGAAGCAAGGCGGGUCGGAAGAAAGCCGAGCUGACGCUAAAGCUUCAACAAAUGGGUCUGGGUGCAGCUCAGAUGACAACUGUGAUGGAGUCAGCGAUAACGACCUCAAGCGCAAGUCCAUCUUCAACUACCUGCAGCCUCCCGCUAAGACGAUGAGGAUUUCGGAGCUGGAUUUGUACCUGUCUGAGCCCAUGUGCGAAAGCGGCUCCAGCCUCCUGUACUGGAAGUCGGCCUCUCAGUUCCCCCAGCUGCAGGACAUCGCCAAGAAGCUGCUGGCGGCCCCCGCCUCCUCCGGGGGCUUCGACAGGCUUUAUCCGAUGGCCGCUUGCAUCGUGAGAGCCAAGAGGAACCGCCUGGCGUCUCACACCACUGAGCGACUGCUGCUGUACAAGAACUCCAUCAAGGCCAGGACGGUUAAUCGGGUCAGUGGCGUUCCCAGACACUCGAAGGGGAAGUGAGGUUUGGGCGGAUUUUUUUGUCCACAUAAUUUACACUGAAAUCCACCAAGUCGCCUCGUCUCAGUAAGCUGCUUUUGUUUAGUUACUGUAAGGUUAUUAGUAAAAUGCAAUAGUUUUUUUUUUUUUUAUUGUUAGUUGUCAUUGUUGAGGUCUGUAUUUUUGAUGCACAUGGCAUACUAUUCAGUAGCCCUAUUUAUAUCUUAAAUAAAAUUGAUUUAUGUGAACCAGAAACCACUAUAUGAAGCAGAUUUAGUUCAAAUAAAACAUUUCUCGGGGUUUUAU
Molecule: messenger RNA, 3239 nt
Organism: Fundulus heteroclitus (mummichog)
Lineage: Eukaryota; Metazoa; Chordata; Actinopteri; Cyprinodontiformes; Fundulidae
Gene: mybl2a
Product: v-myb avian myeloblastosis viral oncogene homolog-like 2a
Exons: 12
Coding region: 273-2957 (894 amino acids)
Biological process (GO): regulation of DNA-templated transcription
Cellular component (GO): nucleus
Molecular function (GO): RNA polymerase II cis-regulatory region sequence-specific DNA binding; protein dimerization activity; DNA-binding transcription factor activity, RNA polymerase II-specific
Source: RefSeq, a predicted model, not a curated record